Messenger RNA from Fragaria vesca subsp. vesca, 1197 nucleotides. RefSeq lists its product as uncharacterized. The transcript is spliced from 2 exons. NCBI's taxonomy places the organism in Eukaryota, Viridiplantae, Streptophyta, Magnoliopsida, Rosales, Rosaceae. The record is from RefSeq and is a predicted model, not a curated record. Bases 16 to 846 code for a protein of 276 amino acids.
UCACUCUCACUCAAAAUGGGUUUUGCAAAAGCUCUAGUUUUUGUUCAGCUCUCUAUUCUCCUCCUCAACUCCUUCACCGUUCUUGCUGACUUCUCCGCUAUCGAAGCUCAGUCACCGGUGCCGCCGCGCCACCACGGCUACUAUGCACACCCAAUAGCCGCCCCUGCCCACCCUCCCACUCACGGCCACCACCACCACCACCCCAAACCUCACCCUCACCCUCCAACCGUCGCCCCGGUUCACCCUCCGGCUCACGCUCCUGCCCACCCUCCCUCUCACCACCACCACCACGCUCACCCACCUUCCGUCGCCCCGGCUCACUCUCCUUACCACCACGCUCCUGUUAAGCCUCCAAGCCACCCUCCUGUUAAGCCCCCGAGCCACCCUCCUGUUCACCCCGCACCACCUGCUCACGCUCCUGCCCCAGUUCACCCUCCUAAGAAGCCCUUCCCUCGUAGCUUCGUCGCCGUUCAAGGCGUCGUCUACUGCAAGUCUUGCAAGUACUCCGGCGUCGACACUCUCCUCAACGCCACCGCCAUCGCCGGUGCCACUGUGAAGCUGCAGUGCAACAACACCAAGUACCCGCUCGUCGUUAAAGGCACGACGGACAAGAACGGCUACUUCUUCAUCUCAGCUCCCAAGACCAUCACCACUUUCGGUGCACACAAAUGCAAGGCCUUCCUUGUCUCCGCUCCCACCACCGCGUGUUCCAAGAUCAGCGACUUCCACGGCGGUCUCACCGGCGCCGUUCUAAGGCCAACAAAGCCAUUCGUGUCCGAGAAGAAGCUCCCCUUCCUUCUCUACACCGUCGGUCCUUUCGCCUUCGAGUCCAAAUGCCCUCGUUGAUUAGCUAAUUUACAGUCGCUGCCCCUCUGAUUCCUAGAAGACUGUGUCGUCUGCUGUAUUAUUAGGGUUUGAGUUUGAAGGGUUUCCCCCCACUCUAUAAUGGAUGGUUUAAAUUUGGAACUGUGUUGCUUAAUUACUUGGUUUUACAAUAAUUAAUAACAGUUAAUUUAUCCACAUCCUCUGUUUUUACUGUUUUUGAAGUUGUAAAAUAGGAAUCGGCUAUUUUUACGUGUAGUGAAUUGAUGGGUUCAACGGUCAUAAGCAGUUUAAGUGGGUACUAUUUUGUACAAUGGCAGACAUGUAGCUUUCACUUUCACUGAGAAUAAAGAAAAGCUUUGAAAUUGUGAAUUU